AUGCCGGUGGAACACCCUGAACCCUUUAACCUUUUCCCGCAGGCUGGCUUCGCGAUGCUGGAGGUCGGGUCGGUCAGCAUCAAGAACACCAAGAACAUCCUCAUCAAGAAUAUCGGAGACUCGGCGAUGGGGGCGAUCGGGUGGUGGCUGUUUGGUAACGGGCUAGCCUUCGGGCGGGACAGCGGAGGCUUUGUUGGGGUCACCGGCUUCGCCCUGAAGGGCGAGGACCUGUACGGCACGAGCACCGGGGACUUCGAUGCCUUGUCGUACGCGAACUGGCUCUUCCAGUGGACCUUCGCCGCCUCUGCGACGACGAUCGAUCCCAUCGUGGCUCACUGGGCCUGGUCCGACGGGGGCUGGGCCAGCGCCCGGCGUGCAGACGACGACGACCUCCUCUUCGGUUGCGGUGUGACAGACUUCGCCGGCUCCGGCGUCGUACAUGUGACGGGAGGGAUGGCAGCCCUCAUGGGGAUUUUCAUCCUCGGCCCUCGCGCUGGCAGGUUCAAUGAGGACGGCACCAGCAACACCAUGCCCCAACAGUCCGCAGUGCUCCAGACGUUAGGGACGUUCAUGCUCUGGUGGGGGUGGCUCGGAUUUAACGCGGGGUCGGUGUUCUCUUUCGUGGCCACACCGGCCGUGGCUGCCAAGGUGAUGGGGGUCACGGUCAUCGGCGGUGCCUCCGGCGGCAUCACCUCCCUCCUCGUCAACAAGCUGCAGUGCGGGUACUGGGACACCGGGAGCGCCUUGAACGGCAUCCUCACCGGUCUCGUGUCCAUCACCGCCGGCUCGGGGACCUACGAGCCCGAGGGCGCCUUCGUCGUGGGCGCCCUGGGCGGUGUGCUGUACUUCUUCGCGUCCAACUUGCUGCUCAGGAACCACUUGGACGACGUCGUAAACGCCGCCCCCGUGCACCUCUUCGGAGGCAUGUGGGGCCUCGUUUCGGCGGGUCUUUUCUCGUCCAAGUUCGCCUACGCGAUGGCCUACUCCGAGGAUAGGUCGGACAAGUGCGCCGGCAUUCUGUACGGAGGCAGCGGCAGCUCUCUCGCGGCGAACAUCAUCUUCUUGAUGGCGGUGGUGGCCUGGGUGGGCUUUCUGACCCUCUUGCUCUUCGUGGUGACGAAGUUGACUAUAGGAAGCGCAUCCGUGUGACCAAGCAGGAGGAGCUGGCCGGCAUGGACGACUCCAAGCACGGCGGACAAACGUUCCCCGAACUCCUACCCCGUCGGCGUAACAUGGACAGGCCCGGCUCGUCGUUUGGGUGAGUUAACUCGAUCAGGGCAGGCGCAAGCGCAAAUAUCUAGACAGAGACAUGGCAAGCAAUCCAAAUGGGCCGGGAAAACGGUGAAACCCCGUUGGACUCCUUUCGUCUCUGCUUGUCGGGGCUCCAGACAACCUACCGGAAACGUUCCGGACGUUUUACGCGGUAUUGCCGACGCCGCGACGUUUUGGUUAUCUUCUCUUGUACUUGCUCUAGCGGCGGAAGGUGUUGCUGUCGCUCUGGCUGUGUAUGCUAUUCUCGAAGUUGAUAUUGUAUAGGGAAAGUUGUCGUUGUCGCUCAUUUUUGUCGUUCGUGUGCUGGGGGUGCAUCUUCGCGACUUGUUUUCAACUGCUUUCAUUGGUGUAUGCCCAUGAGAACGUGCGACGUCGUGAGGGUAGAGGUCGUGUGCUCUUUCGGGAUGUAUCUUGGGUAUGAAAUGUGAAACCUUGGUCGAUGGAUAUGCUAACUCCGACACACUCUGAUUGGGUUCAUGCAACCGCGUUGAACAGUUCCUGUAGUGUUCGGUUUGGGCUGGAAAAUGUGUCCUAAUUACAUUUUGUUUGUUCGUCGGGUAAGAACAACAAAAUGUGUUUGCAUGUGGUGCGUGCCCUUGUCCAUCUCAAGUCUGUUCGUGUGGUACCGUUCUCAGGCAGGAAGAACCCCAGCUGACGAGCUUGGUACUCACACACACACACACACACACACACACACACGUCGUUGCAUUGGUCAGCUGGUUACGGCGGUCGAUGCUACUAAAAAAGACACACACGGACAAACACGAUUGGCGUCUCUCGUUGGUGAACUCGUUGGAACGAUCGAUGUGAUGUUUGUAAACUGGUGGAGAAUAUCGGGGGUGAGAGGAGUAGUAUCUCGGUAAACAUGGGGCGUCAGUAGACAUCACGUGUUGUCGCUGUUGCUCUACAAGGAACAGCGCCACUUGUUAUUGUUCCUUGGCGGAGGGGUGUGCACAGAUAUAGUCUGUAGAGCUCUUUGGUUGUAGCAUCUUUCGCCUGAAGUGGUUCGUAAGUUUCAAUUGGUACCGCACUUGUGUUCGUUGUUUCUACCCCCUCCGGAUUGCCAAUUGUUUGUACGAGUUCAAGUGCAAGAGCCGUUGUCUUUCUCUCAUAUGAGACUGCUCGUAUUGUCCUUGUCAUUCUGCAAGGAACAGCACCAUCUGUUUCUGCUUUAGUAUUAUGAUGGUUCGCGAGGGCUGUGCGCGUGUAGUCUAGAGAGCUGUAUGGUUGAAGCACUUGUCGCCGAAAGUCGACUUGUGACGGUUUUCUACGUGUGCUCAUUAUUUCCCAACCGGGUUGCCGGUUUCACACGUUGUAGUUGAGGUGUAGGAGGGAUAGGAAUACCUCGCGCGAUUAUCUUUCUCUUGGUAAGCGGACGCUUUUUCCCGCAAACGAUGAGCGCUAGCUAUGUACCUUUUCUGUGUUUAUGUACUAUCGUGUACGUGAGUGUUUGGUCUGCCGGUCGUAGGUUGUACUCGUUGAUGACGCGGUUUACACGCGCCCGACCAUUCGUUCAGUAGGUCGAAGCAGAAUCAGCCGAGGGAGAAACGCGUCUUGCGUUGCGUGUGUCUGGUUUGGAGUGAUGUCAGAGGAUGAGAGGAUCUGGUGCCAUUAUUGCUCGUGAGAGAGAACAAACCCAAUAAACGUAGAAGCGUUGCACGCAGUAGUAUUUUGAUUGCUUUGAGGGUUAUGGUUGCGUCGUGGCGAGCUUGAGAGUCAGUCCUGCGGGCGGCGCCAAAGAGCAUCAAGCACCAUGGAUGCCGACGACAGUAGAUAGCAGCAUAUAUUUUGACAACCUUCGACGUUGUUUGCAGCGGGUCCGUGGGUCACGCAAGUCCUCAGCGCAUUGCACUUGUAAAUUCCGCCGAUGCUUUUGGCGGACACGAAGAAAGUUCUACUGGCGGUGUUGGCUGCUCAAAACUGGCGCGUGCUUCUGCCAGGUAACUUCCGCUUCCACCUUAGGACAAGUAACACUGUGUUCUUUCUCGUGUUGUGUGCCGUAGUAGCAUGACGCCUGUGUGUAGAAGGCACGCUCGAUCGAAUGGUUAAGGGGAGGGGUUAGGCACGAUAUAUAGGGUGGGAGUAUCAAACUCAAGUCGUAGUGUGAUUACGUGCGUGUGUUGACGACCCGUAUCUAUAAGUACCAUUGCGAAAAAAAAACAGUUUUGACGACGAAUCGUACCACCAAAACAGCAGUGUCUUCUAUCGUAUUUUUGUGAUACCGGCGCCUCCAAGGUAAAACUGGACAAAAUGGGCAAAAUGGUGCCGGGGGGUGGGGACAACAACAUAUUGGAGAAGCACUUAUCGCUGAUCUGCCGGGAUAGACCAGGCGAAGAACACAGCAGCGUUGCCAUGUUUUGAAGUAGUCCUGGGGCUUGUCGGUGUUGGGGCGGGACUUUUUUUUUGGCUGGUGAGGUGCGAGUCUGUUAUUGUAGCGCAGUUUGAACGAAUACUGGGCGUGAUCUUUCGAGACGGGACCAGGUGAGGGAAUCAACACGCUAGUUCUUACUUCCCCACCGCGUCGUCUCCUGGUACACGCCAAGUCGACAGCAAGCCCGCCCAAUGCAAUUGUAAGAUUUUCAGGGCAUGAGCCGGGGGUGUCAUUUUCAUGAUCAUCAUGUAUCCUCGCACCCCCCCCACCGGUCGCCCCGGUGGU
Messenger RNA from Ectocarpus sp. CCAP 1310/34, 3928 nucleotides. NCBI's taxonomy places the organism in Eukaryota, Phaeophyceae, Ectocarpales, Ectocarpaceae. The record is from the annotation of a GenBank genome assembly.